AUGAUCGAGGACCAUAUGGAGUAUGGGCAUUACUACCCAAAGAAGCUGGCAGGCUCCACGCUAACGCUUCCGCGGCAAGGGGUGAAGGAGCAGCAGUGGUCCCCCUACGCGGACAACGGCGGCACAGUCGCCGCCAUCGCUGGUAACAAUUACGUGAUUCUGGGCGGAGACACACGCCUGAAUGGUGACUUCUGCAUCCACACUCGUGACGACCUAUCAAAGUUGUUUCAGCUCACCGACCGUACAUUUCUCGCAUCAACAGGUAUGCAAGCGGACCGCCUUCAGCUUCAGCAGAUGCUGAAGUAUCGUAUUCAGUGGUACCAGUACAACAACGGUGGAAAAGUGCCUUCCACAAAGGCCAUUGCCAAACUUACCUCAACUAUGUUGUACCAGAGACGCUUCUUUCCGUACUACACGUUUAAUAUGAUCGUCGGUCUCGACGAAAGCGGCGCUGGUGUGUGCUACAGCUACGACCCUGUGGGAUCGACAGAGCCCCUUCGCUACGGCGCCUCCGGCUCUGCCAGUGGCUUUGUGCAGCCACUCAUGGACUGCCUGCUGACGCGCCAGCACAUGGUGCAACAGGCCCCGGCUGAGCUCAGCAUGACAGAGACCCUUGAGAUGCUUAAGAACGCCUUCACUGGAGCGGCUGAGCGUGACAUCUUCACCGGCGAUGCAGUAUGCUUCCACAUCAUCAUGGCGGAUGGCGUCCGGACUGAAAUCUUUGAACUACGCAAGGACUGA
Molecule: messenger RNA, 741 nt
Organism: Trypanosoma conorhini
Lineage: Eukaryota; Euglenozoa; Kinetoplastea; Trypanosomatida; Trypanosomatidae
Product: putative proteasome beta 6 subunit, putative,20S proteasome beta 6 subunit
Exons: 1
Coding region: 1-741 (246 amino acids)
Cellular component (GO): proteasome core complex
Source: RefSeq, a predicted model, not a curated record